Messenger RNA from Sugiyamaella lignohabitans, 2013 nucleotides. It is a transcript of the gene OPT2, whose product is annotated as Opt2p. The transcript has a single exon. Bases 1 to 2013 code for a protein of 670 amino acids. Lineage: Eukaryota; Fungi; Ascomycota; Dipodascomycetes; Dipodascales; Trichomonascaceae. Gene Ontology annotation, biological process: transmembrane transport. The record is from RefSeq and is a predicted model, not a curated record. Gene Ontology annotation, molecular function: oligopeptide transmembrane transporter activity.
AUGCCUAACAAUGAUGAAAAGAUCAUAGAGACCAAUUCGCGUUUAAGAUGUUCAUUCACGGAUGAACAGAAAGCUGAACUGGCAGCAAAACUGGGUCAUGGUGUGACUGAGAACCAUGACAUUAGUAUGGGGAAGGAUAUGGACUACAUGCUAAGUGUGAUUGCAAACUUAUCAGAGAGUGAAGCAAAGAAAAUAUUACAAGAUGCAAUUAUCUUCCAUGGUGAAGAUCCAAAUUUUCACCAAGGAACGCUAGACAAUAUAAAGAGGCUUGUAGAAUGUGAUCACGAGUCAAUGAAAGAUGACGGUUUGUUGUACAAAAUGAAAAUGGAAGCAGCCCUUAUUUAUUAUCACUCUCCAUACCCAGAAGUACGAAGUGUUAGUGAUCCGUUGGACGAUCCAGAGUUGCCGGUGGAAACAUUUAGAAGCUAUGUAAUUGGUCUUGUGUGGGUCAUCAUUGGUGUCGGAGUCAAUCAAUUCUUCGCACCUCGCCAGCCGCCAGUCUCUAUAUCUACGAGUUUGUUACAGUUACUUGUCUAUCCUUGCGGCCAACUGGUCGAACGACUACCAGACUGGGGAUUCACAUUUAGAGGGAAACGAUACACUAUCAAUCCAGGACCAUGGUCUUAUAAGGAGCAAAUCCUUGUCACCGUUAUGUUUAGUAUCUCAGGUUUGGCGUACAUAAACGAUCAGAUCUUUGUGCAACGGCUUGAAAUGUUCUACAAUAAUAAAUGGGCUGGCUUUGGAUAUCAGUUCACGCUAUUGCUAUCAACACAGUUCCUUGGAUUUGGUUUGGCAGGGUUUGUGCGUCAUAUUUUGAUAUAUCCCGCAAACUGUAUUUGGCCAGCAGUAUUUCCAACAUUAGCUUUAAACAGAGCACUGCUGAAACCAGAACAAAAAGAACUAAUCAACGGAUGGUCCAUAUCACGGUAUAAAGCAUUCUGUAUCAGUUUCAUUACCAUGUUCCUAUACUUUUGGCUACCAGGUUAUCUGUUUCAGGCAUUAAGCACAUUCAAUUGGAUCACUUGGAUCUCGCCUAAUAACUAUAAUCUUGCAGUUAUUACUGGAUCCAUAACCGGCCUCGGCGUUAAUCCAAUUCCGACUUUUGAUUGGAACAUUAUUGAUAUGUCAGGACCGUUAUUUACCCCGUUCUUUUCGUACAUGAACAUGUACGUAGGUGGGCUAAUUGGGUUUCUAGUCUUGAUACCAGCUAUAUUUUACAGUAACAUGUACAAUACUGGAUACCUGCCAGUCAAUUCGAACCGGAUUUUCACCAACACAGGGGCAUCUUAUGACGUCAAGAAGAUUCUUAACCACAAAGGAAUAGCUGAUGAAGCACUCUACCAAGCAUACUCGCCUCCCUACUAUACCGCGGGUAAUCUAGUGACUUAUGGGGCAUUCUUUGCCAUGUAUCCAGCAAUCAUUGUAGACACAAUCCUGAGAAGAUGGAAUGUUCUUUACGAUGGUUUCAAAACCAUGUAUUUGGCAAUUCUUGCAAAAUCGUCGCUUGUUCAUGGUUAUAACGAUGCACAUAGUAGGAUGAUGAAAGAAUAUAAAGAAACACCUCUAUGGUGGUAUCUGGCAAUAUCAAUUGCUGCACUGGCUUUGGCAAUUGCAUGUGUUGAAUAUUAUCCUACCGAAACGCCAGUCUGGGGUAUCUUCUUUGCUCUUGGGAUUGGCUUUGUGUUUCUCAUACCUAUCGGUCUGUUGUAUGCUACAACUAACACUCUAUUCAGUCUUAAUGUUUUCACUGAAUUGAUUGCCGGGUAUGCAUUACCAGGAAAAGGUAUAGCACUUAUGAUCAUUAAAGCCUUUGGCUUGAAUACAAACCUUCAAGCCAUCUCGUUCAUCGCCGACCAAAAGCUGGCUCACUAUGCCAAGAUCCCCCCAAGAGCAACUUUCAGAGCACAAAUGAUUGCUACUUUCGUAUCUUCGAUAGUAUCACUCGGUGUUGCUAAUUGGCAGAUCAACAAUUAUGAAGGAAUCUGCACUCCAUUACAGGCACAAAGUAAGUAA